Anastrepha obliqua is the source of this 4180-nucleotide messenger RNA. RefSeq names its product homeobox protein 5 (gene cdc14). Gene Ontology annotation, biological process: positive regulation of cytokinesis; protein dephosphorylation; regulation of exit from mitosis. The record is from RefSeq and is a predicted model, not a curated record. The coding region runs from base 48 to 3983 and encodes 1311 amino acids. NCBI's taxonomy places the organism in Eukaryota, Metazoa, Arthropoda, Insecta, Diptera, Tephritidae. Gene Ontology annotation, molecular function: protein tyrosine/serine/threonine phosphatase activity; protein serine/threonine phosphatase activity. Gene Ontology annotation, cellular component: centrosome; mitotic spindle; kinociliary basal body. The transcript has 7 exons.
GGCAGUAGCAAUAAAAUAGGCGCACGCCCAAUACAAACACACACACAAUGUUGGAUGAUGAUAAUAAUGAUUUGCUGGCUGCGGCUUCAGAGAUACAACGCAAUCGGUUAUAUUUUGUCACAUUCAAGAAAAACAUCAAACCAAAGAGCACCCCCAACACACACUACUUCAGCAUAGAUGAAGAAUAUAUUUACGAAAAUUUCUACAACGAUUUUGGGCCAUUAAAUAUUUGCAUGCUGUAUCGGUACUGUCAAAAAUUAAAUUCCAAAUUGACUGCUAAAUGUCACGCCAACAAAAAAAUCAUACAUUACACAACGCUCAAUGCGGCAAAGCGUCUAAAUGCCGCUUACCUGAUUGGCUCGUACUCGAUUAUCUACCUAAACAAAUUGCCGAUGGAUGCCUAUCGGCCGCUAGUCGCCGGCGACAUACCCGCCUACACGCGCUUCUGUGACGCCUCUUUUGGACCAAGUGGCUAUAAAAUUUCGCUAAUUGAUUGUUUGAAUGCUGUGUACAAGGCAUUGAAAGCUGGAUUUUACAGCUUCGACGAUUUCGAUGCCGAGGAAUAUGAGUAUUUCGAGCGUGUGGAAAAUGGUGACUUCAAUUGGAUUGUGCCACAGAAGUUCAUUGCGUUCUGUGGUCCACACCAGAAGUCAAAAACACUGCCGAAUGGUUACCCAUGCCACUCGCCCGAACGAUACUUUGAAUACUUUCACGAAAACAAUGUAACUACUGUGAUACGUUUGAAUGCGAAGGUUUACCAUGCGUCGAGUUUUGAAAAUGCUGGUUUCGAUCACAAGGAUCUGUUCUUCAUCGAUGGUAGUACGCCGAGUGAUUUAAUAUUGAAGAAAUUCCUCUCGAUAUGCGAGAAUACAAAGGGUGCUAUAGCAGUGCAUUGCAAAGCUGGUCUUGGUCGCACUGGCAGCCUUAUCGGCGCCUACAUCAUGAAGCAUUAUAACUUUACAGCGCUGGAAGCUAUCGCCUGGUUACGACUAUGUCGCCCAGGCUCAGUGAUUGGACAUCAGCAGCAAUGGAUGGAAGAUAAACAAACCUGGCUGUGGGCGGAAGGUGAACGCAUUCGCAAACGAUCCGGUUUGCAAUGUCCCAUCCACAAGUAUGGUAUUUACAGCAUUGCGCUCAAACAAGUCAUCUCAACCGGUGGUACACCGCUGACACAACCUAAAGAGAAUUGCGUAAAAGGUAUCUCACAGAAGGUAGAUACAAUGCAUCUGCACGAUAGCGAAGAGAUAUCUACGAAUGGCAAUGCAAAAACUGGUGUUACAACGCGUGCUCGCUCACCCAUCACCGCUAUUAACACGCCAGCGACGACGGCCUCGACGAAUAAUCGCCGCUCUAAGGAAAAGGCCGAUAAUAGUCGCAAUGCGAAUGUGAGCAGCGCCAGCGAUGAAGAUGCUACUAUUACCGAAGAGAAUGGUGAUGAUGAAGAUAACACAGAUAAUUCGAAUGCGACUUAUAUAGCAUCGACAAGGCGACGUAAAUCACCAACGAUACAUCCGGGCACUACACUUGCGCCAACCGUUACAAAUACGCUGUCGGAAGGCGGUAAGCCGCCUACACCACCGGUGCGACGCACUCCACCCAUUGCUGUUAGUGAGGCCAUUACACGUCUAUCGCCAAUUGGCAUUACUGAGCCACUUUAUGCAGAGAAAAAGAUUAAGAAACCCUGUAUUGGUUUGGAGGCAGCGCAGCGGCCGACAAUUGCUUCGACGGUGAAAAUGACUCAAGCAGCAAUCGAUAAGCAGAACUCACAGACACAAGGUGAUAAGUUGAAUCAGAUUAAAGCGUUGCGUCGCCAACAUCAGCAACAAACGCACCAGCCCACAGCAGUGCUGCAGCAGACGUCGGCGUUGCACCAGCAACAAUUGUCAAUGCAGCAUAAUUCCCGCGGCAACAACACAAAUGCGAAUUCAUACCCAUUGGAUUUCGAGCGUCACAUGCGCGCCCGUUCACAACCUUUCCGCAACAAUAUCGCCAACAUAAUGUCGAGCGCACAGGUUCCUACUGGCAUAACAGCACCGCCUACAUCCACCAUGCGCCAUGGUGAUUGCCAUGAUAUGGCCGCAGCAACAGCAGCAGCAGCGUCGGCAGCAGCCACGGCGGCGGCGGCAGCACAUGAAGCAAUGCUUGCAGCAACAGCGGCGCUCAACAACAAAAAUCUAUACAAUUGUAAUAAUCGUUUUGUUUUUAAUACACGUUAUCACAACAACAACCACAACAACAUUAACAAUAACCAUAACACACGCACUAAUAAUAACCUCAUUAACCUUCUAACAAUAGCCACACAUACAACAACAACAGCAACAACGGCAGCAGGAACUAGUGUGCCAGUCACACGUGGAGAGGGCGGCACUGUUGUAUCGACCACAGCGGCGGCUACAACAGCCACAACGUUGCCGCCCGGAGGCGGUGGCAGUGUGACGACGCGUGCGCGGAGUCUAGCCAUCUAUAGCAAGAGAAUGGGGUUUAUGCACUUACGCAAAGCGGAAACACAACAGCAACAACAGUUGUCCAAUAGCAAUAACAACAACAGCGCUGGUGGAAUUGUAGCAACGGCCACAACGAGCAGCGGCUGCACCUUGCCGCAUCAUCAUCAUCACAAUGUAACCGCGCCCACGCUGAGUAGCCUCAAUAAACAAACCAAAACACACAACAACACCUUGAUCAGUUCGACAUCAAAUGUCGUGACUGCAGGCAUAAAUGAAAGUAAAAUUCCUGUGGUGCGCUCCAGUGCAGUGUUAAUUGAUGCGAGCGUCAGCAAUGCAGCGGCGUCAAGCAGCGGGGGUGGUAUUGGUUCAUCAGCUACCAUACCACCCUCACGAAGUGCUAGUUCACGCGCUCCGCAUCAUCAUAUGACGUUACGCGGACGCUCGCGAAUACGCUAUCAUCGAGCAGGCGCGGCAGCUGCUACUGCGACGAUGGUGGAGCCACCAUGCACGACUGUGACAGCGCGUUACUAUCGUGAUGUAUCAGCCAUACCAUCGGCUGCUGCCUCACCUUUGGAUGCUGGUGGUGGUGGUGGCGGCGGCGCAGGUAGUACACGUUCGGUUUCGGCAACGCUUGAUUUAAACUCAAAUCCAUUACAAGAUACGGCUGGCAGUUCGGCUACCUUCUUGCAUAGUAAAGUCUCACAGUCGACCUCUCUGCCUAAAUCUCACAUGUUUUACCAACGUCAUCACUAUCAUCAGCAUCAUGGCAGCAGUCCUAAUAAGAAUAAUAGCAACAGCAACAACAGCAACAAUAAUAAUAAUAACAAUAACAACAACAAUAAUAUUAUGAAUGUUCAAUUAAAUGAAAAUUUACGUUCCACACCGCCUUUAGAUACAAACCGGCUGAGUAACAACAAUAAUUGCGGUCGCAACAGUUUCGAUGCGGUAAUCGCUGCAACAACCACAGGAGCGCGCGUCUCACCUACUGGCAUCCCAACGGGGAUCACUAAACGCAACAAACGUUCGCUAAGCAGCACAAGGCUAGAAAAGGACAAAUGCGAUGAAUACAAUACGAAGCUGUUGCGCAAGGCAGCUGGCAAUAACAAUACAGCGCAGAGCAACAGUAACGCGUGUGCAAGUGGGGGCGCUCCCGGCAAUACAAACACCAACAACAACAACUCUAAUAGCAACAACCAAAACCAGCUCUCCUGCAGCACGGGAAGAGGCGACGUGAGUUGCGAGUCAAGUGGCACUAGUAUCAGACCCUCUGGCGCUGCUGUGAGCGGCGGUGGCUAUCGAACACGUCACCACGUGCCAAGCGCUGCUGCGACCACCAACAGCACAUUGCUUGAGUCAUCUACAGCCUCGUCCGCGUCGUCAGCCUCCACUUCGGGUAUACCAACGCCGACAGCGGCCACCACAGCGCAUGGUUUGUAUUUGCAGCGUGGCAGUGGCGCGCGCUAUGCGGCGGCAGCGGCAUUAGCGGUCGAACGCGAGCGUGAGACAACGCUAAAGCUGCGCAAAAAAAUCAGUUACUGAGUACGGCGCAAGUGAUUUUAUUUUUUACGUUUAUUUAAGUGUAGAACUAUACAAAAAUAUACAUACAUAGAAUUGCACGUGUAAAUAAAUAUAAACAUAAAUAUUUUUACAAAACUUAAUUUACGCUAGAAAUAUGAAUUUAGCGCGUUGCUGUAUGCGACAUGAAUACAUAGAGCAAUGGCCCACUAAAAUAAAGG